UGUUCGCGCCGCCCCUCUGACCCCGCCACCCUGGGCAUUGUUCUCUGUUCGCCUGGGUCGCGGGUGGGAGGCGAGGCACGCAGGGGUUCCCGAGCCUGGCUCUGCGCCAGGCCCGCGGCCUUCGGCCCUGGGGCCACUGGGGCCGCUGGGGCGACCGCGCCCGGGAGCGGGAGGCGAGCACGCGGGGCCGGGCGACUCAGCCGGCGCAGCCAUGGGCUCCCGUGGCUCCCACGCCGCGCGCAUUCCCGACGGGGACAGCAUCCGGCGGGAGACAGGCUUCUCGCAGGCCAGUCUGCUCCGCCUCUACCACCGGUUUCGGGCCCUGGACAGGAACAAGAAGGGCUACCUGAGCCGCAUGGAUCUGCAGCAGAUUGGGGCGCUGGCCGUGAACCCCCUGGGAGAACGCAUUAUAGACAGCUUCUUCCCUGAUGGGAAUCUGCGAGUGGAUUUCCCAGGCUUUGUCAGAGUCCUGGCUCAUUUUCGACCCGUCGAUGAUGAGGACCCAAGCAUGCGAGACCCCAAGGAACCUGAACCCCUCAACAGCAGAAUGAACAAACUUCGCUUUGCAUUUCAGCUUUAUGACCUGGAUCGAGAUGGAAAGAUCUCCAGGCAUGAGAUGCUACAGGUCCUCCGGCUGAUGGUUGGGGUGCAGGUGACAGAAGAGCAGUUGGAGAGCAUUGCGGACCGCACAGUGCAGGAAGCAGAUGAAGAUGGGGAUGGGGCCGUGUCCUUCCUGGAGUUCGCCAAGUCCUUAGAGAAAAUGGACAUCGAGCAGAAAAUGAGCAUCCGGAUCCUGAAGUGACCCCUUGGUGCCUUUUUGGCUAGCUCACACAGACCAGUUCAGCCUUGGAUUUAUCUUCAGCCCCCACAGAGGCUGGGUCCCCAUAAACUGGAUUCUUGUGUCUAUGGUAAACUCCAUUUAGGGCCAAGGAGAGAAAGCCGGAAGGGCGUUUACUAAAUAAAGUCUGGCUCAUCUGAUCUCAGAUUCGUGAAUCAGCCAGCAAUCUUCUGGUUGCAAGCGGCUGGAAACCCAACUUACAGCAACUUCAGUAAAAAAGAGAUUUUAUGGGCCCAUAUAAUUAAAAAGUUUGAAAGUAUCUUCAGAAUGCUGGACAAGUCCGGAAGUGUCUUCAGGCACAGUUAGAUUCAAAGGGCUCACACAAUGCUAUCAGGACUCAGUGGUUCAUUUCUCAGUUUUCUUUUGCGUUGGCUCUAUUCUCAGGAGGGCUCUUUCCUCUUGGUGGAGGAUGGCCACCAGCAGCUCCAGGGUUCCAUCCUACUAGCCUAGUAAUCCAGUGGGAAGGGAUUUCCUUUUUCAGUAAUUCUAAGCAAAGAGUGCCAUUGGCCUGAGUGGGUUCUUGUCCCAUGUUAGGGUACCCAAUGGAGGAAUUCUUGAAGUCUGACUUUUUAAAUGGGUCUUCACGGAUUCUGUGGGUGCAUGCCACUGUGAUGGGGGUGGGCAGGUGGGGGCAGAGAUGACAGAAAAGUAAUAAACAAGACAUACCUUCCCAAGGCAUGAAAUUAUUUAAAGAUUUGGAGAAUAAUUCCAUUUUUUCAUGGUAAGAUGUUCAAACAUUGCUAUAUCACAGAAUAGAGGGUAGAAGUUGCAUAAAAUUGUGAGAUCCUGUGUCUACCGCAAAAUGCUCUGGCUGUACCUAUAGGAGAUGCUGUUGGUGCCCUGCCCGUUAUCUUCUCCCAGCGCUGUGCUGGAGCUGUCUUAUGUCAACACACAGAGACUGUCUGUGCGCCUCUGGCUUCCAUCUGCGUUUUCAGUGAUGUCCCGUUGGUAGCUUGAAUUGGCUGUGGUGGGAUAUUUACACCAUGGGCGUUGGCAAAUGUAAUAGACUAGGGCUUUUCUGCUUAGGAGAGCCCCUUGUUAAACUUAGCAGCACACCACCUGCUUGGCAUUCACCAUUCCGGUACAUGUCAGUGGCUUCCAUCUUACCCCAGCUUUAUUGUAUCAUAAUUGGUGUAUAAAAAACUGUACAUAAUUGAUGUAUACAAUGUGAUGAGUUUGGAUGUAGGUAUACACUCAUGUUACCAUCACCACAAUCAAGAAAUAAACAUCCAUCAU
This is a messenger RNA of Ailuropoda melanoleuca (giant panda), 2074 nucleotides long. RefSeq names its product calcineurin like EF-hand protein 2 (gene CHP2). The record is from RefSeq and is a predicted model, not a curated record. The transcript has 7 exons. Bases 212 to 802 code for a protein of 196 amino acids. Gene Ontology annotation, molecular function: calcium ion binding. Lineage: Eukaryota; Metazoa; Chordata; Mammalia; Carnivora; Ursidae.